Molecule: messenger RNA, 2772 nt
Organism: Malaya genurostris
Lineage: Eukaryota; Metazoa; Arthropoda; Insecta; Diptera; Culicidae
Gene: Pmp70
Product: ATP-binding cassette sub-family D member 3
Exons: 10
Coding region: 544-2520 (658 amino acids)
Biological process (GO): very long-chain fatty acid catabolic process; long-chain fatty acid import into peroxisome; peroxisome organization
Cellular component (GO): peroxisomal membrane
Molecular function (GO): ATP binding; ATP hydrolysis activity; ABC-type transporter activity
Source: RefSeq, a predicted model, not a curated record
UGUGUGGUUGUGGGUCGUAUCGGUCGUAUCGUGUGGCGAUUGAUUUGUGCGUCGUGGUCCUCGUCGAUUCGAGUAUAUAGUGGCCAUUAAACUGAGGAAGUUUUUUUUCUUCAACCUAUGAACCAUUCCCGUACGGUGUUAAUGGAUAGUGAAAACCAUCGAUACUGACAAGUAUAUCUUCAGAACGGUAUGCGUUAAGUCAGUUUUUGCAAUUUUAAUUACCACGGAUCACUUAAUAACUUGCUGCAGCUCGGGUGACCAAAGGUUGAAAUAUUCUGUGAUUUUUCUGUUGGUCUCAGCGAAUAGAUUGAUACCAACUAAUCACCUGCUAAGCUGAGCAAGCAAUAAAGUGCGAUCGGCGUGGAGAAGAAAACGGAGAAGCAUACCGAAGUUCGAUUAUACAAGUGCUGUGUCACCCUUCCGGUAGGGAACUGUGGCGGAUACGGUUUGUUCAAUUUUUUUGUCCGUAAUAAAUUUGAAUUUGAGCCGUAGAAGGCUAAGGAUUUGAAGGUUCAACAGUUGCAUUAGAAGUGGUAGCAAAAGAUGGCACCAAGUCUGAGCAAGAUUGCUUCUAAUCAGAACUUGGCAAUAGCAAUAGCAGGUUGUUCCGCCGCUACGUGGAUUAUCUUGUACGGCAAACAAAUUCACAAGGCACGCAAGCAGCGACCCGAGGAUGAAAUUCAGUACUUUAUCAGUGACAAGAAGGAAAAGCGAACAACCAAAGCGCACGUGAACUCACUGUUUUUUAAGCAGUUGCGCGCACUACUAAAAAUCGUUAUUCCUAAAAAAUGGAGCGCAGAAAAUGGACUGCUGUUGGUGAUUGCCGCCGCUCUCAUUGCACGAUCAGUCAGCGAUAUUUGGAUGAUCCAGAAUGCGACGGCUAUCGAAAGUACCAUCAUUACGAUGAACAAAGCACAAUUCCGUUCCUCACUGGUCAAGUACCUGUCCGCUUUGCCGGCUAUCGCAGUGGUUAACAACGUACUGAAGUGGAGUAUUGGUGAACUAAAACUUAGAUUUAGAACGAAUCUAUCACAAUAUUUAUACUCAGAGUACCUGAAAGGGUUCACCUAUUACAAAAUGUCCAACCUGGACAACCGAAUAGCUAACGCUGACCAGCUGCUGACGACCGACAUCGACAAGUUCUGCGAUAGCGUUACCGAUUUGUACUCCAACAUUUGCAAACCACUGCUGGACAUUGUGAUAUACGUGUACAGAUUGACGGCCAACCUGGGCGGAACGACGCCCGGUAUCUUACUUUUGUAUCUAUUUUUCUCCGGGGUGUUCCUGACCAAUUUGCGCAAACCGACUGGUCGGUUGACGGUAAUGGAACAGAAACUGGAGGGAGAAUUCCGGUUCGUUAACAGUAGGCUUAUUACCAACUCCGAAGAAAUCGCUUUCUACAAGGGAAACAAUCGAGAAAAACUCACGAUUCUGGCUAGUUUCAACAAACUGAUGGCCCAUUUGAGAAAAUUCCUGGAGUUCCGCGUCGGCAUGGGAAUUGUCGAUAAUUUGGUUGCCAAGUAUAUUGCAACGGUAGUCGGAUUCUAUGCCGUCUCGUUGCCGUUCUUCGAACCCAAUCACCCGCUGCUGACUGGUCCCAACGCUGGGGACCGUUUAAGCAAAUACUACACAUUCGGAAGAAUGUUGGUCAAACUGGCGGAAGCCAUUGGGCGAUUGGUUUUGGCUGGUCGUGAAAUGUCCCGACUGGCUGGUUUCACGGCCCGCAUGACCGAACUGACGGUGGUACUGAAGGAUUUAAAUGCCGGUCGUUACGAACGAACUAUGGUAACUAAUUCUAGCGUGGCGGAUGCCGAAAUCGGUGUAGGCAAGGGGUUGCUCAAGUUCCAGGAUAACAUUAUCAAGUUUGAGCACGUACCACUGGUGACACCGAACGGUGAUGUGCUGGUGAAGGAUUUGAACUUUGAGGUGAAAUCUGGCAUGAAUGUGCUGGUCUGUGGACCGAACGGGUGUGGCAAAAGCAGUUUAUUCCGUAUUCUCGGCGAGCUGUGGCCAACGUGGGGUGGAAAAGUGACAAAACCACCGGCUGGAAAACUUUUCUACAUACCGCAAAGACCGUAUAUGACGUUAGGAACGUUGAGGGAUCAGAUAAUCUACCCCCACACGCAUCAGGAAAUGAAACGACGAAGCAAGACAGAUGCCGAUCUGCUGGAUUACCUGGAGCUGGUGCAGCUGACCUACCUGCAGGUGCGCGAGAAAGGUUUAGACGCCAUUGAGGAUUGGAUCGAUGUUCUCUCCGGUGGCGAAAAACAGCGCAUAGCGAUGGCCCGUCUUUUCUAUCACAAUCCACAAUUCGCCAUUUUGGACGAAUGUACCUCAGCCGUUUCGAUGGACGUCGAAGGAAGCAUGUACGAGUACUGUCGGAAGGUUGGCAUCACUCUGUUCACCGUGUCGCAUAGGAAGUCAUUGUGGAAACACCACGAUUACUAUCUGCAAUUCGAUGGCCACGGUGCGUACGAUUUUGCCAAGAUAGACGGUACCGAGCAGCAGUUCGGCUCGUAAUCGCACAACCGGCCGACAAGAGUGAACCAGUUCAGGAGAGGGUGGAAUGUACAGUUAGGGAGAUACAAGAAAGAGGUGCCGGAAACCAACUUGGGUGUAUUAAAAUGGAAGAACGAAAGUUUAGGCUAUUUCAUGGUGUUUCUUUCCAAUAUGUAAAAGAAUUUUGCAGCAAAAUGACUUGUUUUUAUUUUGUAUAGUGGAAACUGACUAUGUUUAUAAUAAAAUGAUUACCAUAACGGAAGAAUACAAAAU